AUGUCCACCGCCCAAUCUCGAGCUGCCCAACUCCGUCUUGAAGAGCAGCUCAGGCAGUGUUUGGAUCGGAUCUCAGAACUUGAACGUCGUGUGGCCGUGCUUGAAGCUGAAAAAGAAAGUUCAGCUUUUGAUUUGGUCAGUGAUAUCGCCUCGAGUGUCUUGCCCCCUUCACAGACUGAUCGUCCCACCAGUGCCCGUCCCAGUCAUCAUUUGGAGGAACAAAUUCGUUCAGAAGUUCUCCUUCAGAUCGGAUCGUGGAUUAGGGCCUGUCUGGAAGGUCGUAGGCGGGGUCUUUCUGGCAGAGAAAGAUUGUCAGAGGGAAACUCUUGCUACUUGGUCUUCCGUGGAUUUAGUGGUCAGGUGUACGAUCCAGUUGGUGUCUUUGAACGAUUCAGUGAUUUGGUGCCCGAGCCGCAGCAGCAGGAGUGCAGUGGCCUCAUUGAGGCAAUGGCAUCAGAAGAAGAAGAGGAGGCUGAGGACGUUCCCGAGAUAGAACCUUUGUCUCCGAAGAGUUUUUUAGUAGUGCGAAGUCACGGCUCAGCAGAUUUGAAUUACUCUGUUGGUGCAUUCAUUCCUGGAGGGUCGUCGCCCAGUAUUCCUAUCAUUUUGAUUGCUUUCAUUUCUGAUCAGUUUUUGAUUGCGGUGCCCUUUGAAGCUUGGCAUCGCUUUCGUGCAAACCGCCUGUUUCCAGCUGACGGUCUUAGCAAGCCUUCCUUAGUUGAGGUUCCUGCUGUGAAAGAAUUGGAUCGUGAAGUUCUGGAAACAGACAAAAAGCUUUCUGUGUGGGUCGGAUUUUUGAAGCCCAGCCUUGAGCCAUGCCUCAAUUUCGAUCCUGCCAUAGAUACAACUUUUGCAUGUCAAUUUGUCAGCGAGGAAGGGGAAGAGGGUUUUGUUCCUUAUGCCGAAAGUUUGGUUGCUUUGUCCGACGAGAAGUUUGCUUUCUUGUCGGCUAUUUCAGGUGCAGAAGGGGACGGUGGAGCCCCAUCAAAACGAUCUGCAAAAGCAAAAGCUGCCCCAGAAGAAUCAGCCAUAGAUCGCAUCGCUCGACUCGAAGAAGGGAUGGUUGCUAUCCAGACCAGCCUGCAACAGAUCUUGAGGCAGGAUGCUCCUGCUGUCAAGAAAGCCGAGCCGGUCAAGAAAUCCAAGUCUCCAAAGAAGGGCCAAAACGCCGAUGGUUUGCCAGGCCUGGAUCCUCAGGUGGUGGCAUCAGCUCUGGCCACAGGAAUAGAUCGGGCGCAGUUGGAAGAGUUCAGCAAGUUGGUUGCAGCCGAACGACCAAAAAUGCAAGAUACUCCAGCUGUGAAAAAGGGUGCGCAGACCCGGGUGAACAUUCUAGGCGAGUCGGAGGACGAGGCGGAGCCAGUGGAAGAAGCCAAUGCUGCCGUUGUGGAAGACCUUUUAGACGAUUCAUUGGCAAUAGGGGAGGCAUCAUCAUCCAGCAGUUCUCUCACAUCGAACAGGAGGCAUGCUUAUCUACUGAAAGUGUUGCGCCAGGCCUUGAAGGACUCCCCCGAGGAAAUUUACAAAGUCAUAGAGGCUCGGAUGCUGUCAGAUUUUGGUGCUCCAGAAAGCGCUCCAGGAGAACCAGUUCGAUCAGGUACUUUCAGAGGAUGGGCAGAACACCGAUCCAAAAUUCCGAAUCUGAAUCCUUCUGUUCGAGCUGUGUGGGCUGUGACCGGUGCUUUGGAUUCUCUGAGAAAAGGAAAAGUUUCCGAGGCUCAAGCCAGGUUAGCCUUGUAUCUUUGUCAGCUGGAUCAAGUGUCAGUGGAUCGAGGCCAAUGGAUUUUGGCGGCCGAGGGGAGUUUGGAAGACCCUCCACCAUUCUCAUCCUUUUCAAAGCACACUCCUCCCGAUUUGCUCGAGCCUCAGCACACGAGACUUUGGCCGACAGCAUGGGCAGAGAGUUUCAUGUACAAGGUCAAGGAGCUGGACGAGUUCGUAGAGAGACGUUCCAAGCUAGGCAAAAGGACUCAACCCAAUGUGAAUGCCCCGGCAAACGAAGAUCAGCCGAAGAAGGGCUCAGGAAAGAAAGGGAAUCCGAAGGCAAAAGCCAAAGCCGCUGCCGAGGAGCCCAGUUCAUCCCAGACAUGA
Molecule: messenger RNA, 2091 nt
Organism: Cladocopium goreaui
Lineage: Eukaryota; Dinophyceae; Suessiales; Symbiodiniaceae
Source: the annotation of a GenBank genome assembly